This is a messenger RNA of Sitophilus oryzae (rice weevil), 1559 nucleotides long. Its product is annotated as protein immune deficiency. The record is from RefSeq and is a predicted model, not a curated record. Gene Ontology annotation, molecular function: protein binding. NCBI's taxonomy places the organism in Eukaryota, Metazoa, Arthropoda, Insecta, Coleoptera, Curculionidae. The transcript has 3 exons. The coding region runs from base 172 to 747 and encodes 191 amino acids. Gene Ontology annotation, biological process: signal transduction.
UAUGACAGAUGACAGAUCUUUCUGUCUACAGAUGACAGAUGACAGAGAAGUGACAGGUGGAUAUUGAUAUCUAUUUUGCUAAUUUGUAGUACAAUCACGUAAAAAAUCUAAUUUUAAGUAAAUUGAUUACUAGUUCUUUUAUUUAGUUCUAAUAGUUUAAUACUCAAAGAAAUGUCUGAUGGAAAUACGACAGAUGCAAUGCCGAGUCCUCCAAGGGACCAAAAUAAUCAGUAUCAAAAUAAAUCAGAAAACAUAAAACACAGGAGCAGUUUUCGUUCGAAUAAAGGCGUUUUUGACGAGGAAAGUUUCCCAAAACCUCCACCGUCACAACAGGUGACAGUCAUUAAUGUACAAAAUUCUAAAGUGGUUCAUAUUGGCACUGUUAAUAACUAUAAUAUGUGCCAGAGCAAUAAGAACAAAGGAACCCCAAAGGUUGAACCAACGGAAAGUAUUAAUGCACUAAGAAAAAGUAAAAAUCCGGUAACCGAAGACGAUAUUUUAUUCUUGUCUGAUCAUAUGAACUCAAAAUGGGUAACCCUUGCAAGGCAUUUUAAAUACUCACAGGGCAAGAUUGAACAAUUUGGAUAUAAAAGAACCGACUUAAAAGAAAUAAUUUAUCAGUUCUUGCUGGAUUGGAUUCGAAACAAUGGUACUAAAAAAGCCACUGUAGGAGUUUUGGCUGAAGCACUAUGGCAAUGUGAUCAACAAGAAGCCUUAAACAUAUGGUCACAACAAUACUCAAGUUAAAUUGUGUUUUGUUUUCCUUAUGAAUGCUUUUUGUAUACUGUAUAGUAGUUUUAAUGGAAAAAAUUAAUUUUGUCAUUUAUAUAAAAGCAUAUUUUUGAUACCUUUCAAUUGAAUACAUUGGAAAAGAUUUGGAGAUAAAGAAUUAGAAUAUUUUUGGGCAGUGUAUAUUAAAUUCAAACUUAAGUAUUUGCAUAAAAAAUUGCAUUUUCAUUGCAAUUCAUUAGACAAAUAAAAUUGUGCCUAUAAACAUAUAGUUAUAUAAAGGUUAUAUAUUUUAUGUUAUAAACUAGUUUUAAUACUGUAGAUAUAGUAAUUUUAAAAAUAUUGUAUUAAGAGCUUAGACAUCAUUAAGAAAAUAUUUAAUGUUGUCAGUUGUAAAAAAGGAUAUUUUUGAUAAGUUUGGAAAUCUUAAGAAAAAGAACUAGUAUAUUUUUAGAUACUGUAUAUUACUUUAGUAUCUCUAUAAAAAAUUGCAUUUUCUUUGGAAUUCAUUAGAUACAAAAAAAUAUUUGUCUAUAAAUAUAUAAAAUCUGUAUUAUAAAUUUGCUAUUCAUUUAUAUAUCAAACAGUAAUAUGUUUUCUUAUUUUUUUAUUAGAUAAUUACCAUUUUUGUUGUAAGUUUUUACUCUGUUCAUAGUAUAAGAAAACAUAUGUUUUCUGAUUGAUUUAUAAAGAGACAAUCAUACAUUCCUUAUUUUAAUUUUAAAUUGUGUUUGCAUUCUAAUACAAUUGAUAAAAACAUUGAUGUAGUAGUAAGUACAGUAACUACAAAGGCAGUGAUUGUCCAUUUUAAAAAUAAAGGUUGUGUGUAA